Messenger RNA from Brassica rapa (field mustard), 4657 nucleotides. RefSeq names its product putative nuclease HARBI1. The record is from RefSeq and is a predicted model, not a curated record. Lineage: Eukaryota; Viridiplantae; Streptophyta; Magnoliopsida; Brassicales; Brassicaceae.
UGAGGAGGAGCUGUUUACGUUUAUGUCUUUGUUUUAGUAUAGUAUGAACUCUAGAAUGAAUCUUGUUGUAAUGACUAUGUUUAUGACAAUAUUAAUAUGAGUUUCACUCUGCUGAAAUGUGUGUUUAUAUUUAUUUUGAAUUUACAGAAACUCUAGUGGAUAAGCAGUUCCUUCAAGCAGCUCUUACACUUCUAGCUUAAAGUCUCCAAGAUACGAAAUGAUGAAUAGUAAGGACACGUUUAGGUUCUUAGUUGAAGAUGACGACAUGGAUUUGAUACUAGAUGAGGAGAAACACAUGUUUGCUCUUUUAGAAGAAACGUAUGGAGUGGCAGAAACAAAUACUAACAAACAGUUAGUGAGGACAAACCGAGGUGGAGGUUGGCGUCGAGUGCAACGUUUCAUGAACGAUUCCGAGGUACAGUGCUAUGAGAUUCUUCGCAUGAACCAAGCAACGUUUAAUAGCUUAUGUAAGAUACUAUCAGAGAAGUAUCAGCUAGAAGAGACUUGCCAUGUUUACUUAGAGGAGAGUGUAGCAAUGUUUUUAGAGAUGGUUGGACAAGAUUUAUCCGUACGGGCUUUAGCUGAGAGAUACCAACAUUCAUCUGACACAGUGAAUAGGAAGAUAGAUGAGGUUUUAAGUUCUUUGUUGAAACUUGCAGCAGACAUUGUGAAACCUGAAAGGGAUGAGUUUGCAAGUGCUAGUCCUAUUCUAGUAGAUGAUCCGCGAUAUUAUCCUUUUUUUAAGGAUUGCAUAGGUGCUUUAGAUGGAACUCAUGUGCCGGUUCGUCCUCCUUCUGAGAAUGCCGAUCCAUUCAGAGGUAGAAAAGGAGAACCAACUAUGAAUGUCUUAGCUAUAUGUAAUUUCAGCAUGAAAUUCAUAUAUGCUUAUGUUGGGGUUCCUGGGAGAGCACAUGAUACAAAAGUGUUGACAUAUUGUGCUAAGGAAGAAGCUUCUUUUCCUCAUCCUCCAGUUGGAAAGUAUUAUCUAGUAGACUCUGGAUACCCAACUAGAACUGGUUAUUUAGGACCUCACCGUAGAACUAGAUAUCACCUGGAUCAGUUUGUUAGAGGAGGACCACCGACAAACAGCAGAGAGUUAUUCAACCGAAAACAUUCUGGCUUGCGUUCGGUAAUUGAGAGAACAUUUGGAAUAUGGAAGGCUAAGUGGAGGAUUCUUGACAGGAAGCACCCUAAGUAUGAGCUGAAUAAAUGGGUGAAGAUUGUGACAGCAACAAUGGCUCUCCACAAUUUUAUAAGAGAUUCAAACCAUGAGGAUUGUGAUUUUUCACAUUGGGAAAGAGUGGAAGAAUAUGAACAUCAUGGGGAUGAAGAUGAUCAUGUUGCAUACGUACCAGCUGGAGAUAGAGUCAUGGAAGCUAUGCGAGAUUCCAUUACUGAAGAGAUGGCGAGAGGACGUCGACUUCCAUACUAGAUGUAAGUUGUUUGAUAAGUAAUUAUUUGAUGGUGUCUUUUGAAGCUCUCUCUCUUUGGGCUUUGUAAUGUGAAUUGAUGAUCCCUUUGUGGCAAAUGCUUAUUCUCGUUUUUUUACUUCUUCUUUGUGACUAGAAGCAAGCUGUGAAGAAGGAUUUGUUUCAGUUGUUUGCUGAGAAAGUUAGAGACCACAAGGGGUUGGAAUCAAGAUGGGCUGUUAUGGAGCUUACGUGUGGGUUUGUAAUUUUGUUUCCCUCUUCUUUCUAUUCACUUCUAGUAUGAGUUUGUAGUUUUGUUUCCUUUGGACCAAUUGAUAAUGCAAACUCAUUAUCCUUUUAUGUUUUUAUUUACCAUGAUCUAUUUAAAGUUUUUGAGACUAUCUUAUCUUUAUUUAUUUUUGAAAUUGGUUUUGAGUUAUCAAUAUAUCAAAACUAUUGUUGGAUUUUAGUGUGUUAAAAUUUAUCAUAUAUCAAACAAUUGUUAGACUUUUAUUUAAAUAUUUUAAUCAAAUUUGCAAAAUUAUAGUCAUUAUUUAUAAUUUCAUUGUCUUAUUUUCAUUAAAAUAAAUUUAUGAAUUUUAAAACAAGAAUUUUAAAAUUAUUUUUUGUAAUUGUAAUUUAGAUAAGAUAUUAAAAUUAACAGGAUUAAUAUAAAUAAUAAUCAUGAUUUAAGAGUAAGAUAUAGAUAAAUUAAAUACAUGUCCAUUUUAGUCAUUUUGUCAUCAACUGCAUUUGGAUGCAAAUGUAAGUUCAAAAAAAAUGAACAAACGAACGCAGCUGCAUCCGGAUGCUUCAUCUAGAUGCACUUUCCAAAUGUACAAACGAACAACACCCAGGUAGAGCAUCUGACUGAUCCAUCUGACUGAUCCAUCUGGAUGCACCUUCCAGAUGUACAAACGAACAGGGCCCGUGUUAUUUUUAUCCGAUGACAUACUGAUUUGCGAUUUUGCUAUGCAAAUAAAUACCUACUCUUAAGAAUGAUGAAUACUUUACACAUUAGAUAGGAGGGUUUUCAACCCUGUUUUAAAGAGAAAAAUAUAUACAAGUGUCACUUAUUGAAACAUUUUAUUCUGUAAAUAUUCAUUUGUAUUCUAAAACCAACCUAACAUUGGCAUUUUAACUAUUCUUUAGACGUUUUAAAAACAUACAUUUUCAGCCGCUAAAACAACAUCGCCUUCUUCUUUUUUAAGUUAUGACCAGUGGACGAGUUUGGGAGAAUAUUGGUCUUAGAUUACUUUUAGGCAUAAAGAAUCUCACAAUAAUUGAUCUUAUUAUCAUUAGGAACACCUAUUUUAAUCUAGUAAUCAUUGUUGUAGCCACUAAGGGGCAUCAUGACCAAAGGACAUUGUUGAUUAGCCACUGGCACUAAUUUAAUCACGUUAUUCUAAAUUUCAAAACCAAGCAUAUAAACAUGGGGUUUUUAAGAGAAAAUAUCUGGUUCAUACACGUUACAUGAUUAGUUGAUUACCAAUAAACUUUUUUUCUUUGAACCAAUAUAGUAUUUACAUAACAUCUUUUAUAAUUAAGAUUUGUUAGUGCGGAGAUUAGCUCAACUAUUACCCAUAGGUAUGAAUGAUGACUAAACCCAACACAUUCUUUUAAAUGACCAUGAUUCAAGUUAUUUCAAUACAUGUUAAUUGAUUUAUCCUGUUAGUUGAAAGACCAUGAUUCGAGUUAUUUCACCAUAAUGGUUGGCAAACAAUAAACACCUUUAAAUAGCAAGAACGUAUUUUUUUUCAUAGAUCCCAAUGAUUAGUGUAGAUUUCACCUUAGGAUUCUUUGAUUUUUUUUUAAUAAAAAAAAUUACGAGUACGUUAAAAUUUUGGUUGAUAGAAAAGCAUGUGAGACUAUCAUUCAACUAUGAUACUUUUAUUCAUAGUUGAUAUGCUACCAACCAAAAACUACAAAAAUGAUUACGAACUUACUUUUAACAAUUUUGAUUAAAAUAAGAAAAAACAAUUUGCAAUGGCAGAAAGCUAGAAGUUGCCAAAAGGCUAAAAAUAAACAAAACCUAAAGAGAAAGAGGAAGAGAAAAGCAACAUUUUAAACCAAAAGAAAACACACAUUAUCAAAAGCUAAAGCAUCCUCUUCAAGGUCGUUCCUAUAUAUCUAAUAAGAAGUAAACAAUAAGAAGAGAAAAUCAAGUUGAAACACACAAAGAAAGAGAUGAUCAGAGGAGGAGGAGGAAAGUCUUCAGGUUACUCUGCAGAUCUCAUGGUGUGUUUCCCAUCAAGAACACACUUGUCUUUACCUUCUAAAUCCAUUUGCAGCCCUUCUCACUCUCUAAGCCGCCGUCAAACCGCUCCUCAACACCGCCGCAGCUUCAGUAAGCUCUCCGGAAGCGGCGGCGUCCGCCAGAGUCGCGGAAGGGAGAUGGUGGAAGAACCCACGUCGCCGAAAGUCACGUGUGCCGGUCAGAUCAAAGUGCGGCCGAGCAAACGCGGAGGAGAAGGAGGGAAGAACUGGCAGUCGCUGAUGGCGGAGAUAGAGAAGAUACAUAGAAGCAAGUCGGAGAGCAAGUUCUUGGGGAUCAAGAAAGAUGUCAUGGGGUUCUUGACUUGUCUCCGUGACUUUGAUUUCCGGUGUUUCGGUGCGUUUCCUCCGGUAGAUGCAAUCUCCGACCAAGAAGACGAGGACGAAGAGGAAGAAGAAGACGAUGAAGAUGAAGAUGGAGGUCCAGCGAUGAGGACAUAUUCAGGGACAGUUUUCUCAAACUGGUUGACGUUCCUACACGAAAAGCAAAACAAUGAAGAGUGUACCGAAGCGGUUUCGGACAACGUGGAAACUGCGGUUCCGCCGCCAAACGCGUUGUUGCUGAUGCGGUGCAGAUCUGCGCCGGUUAAGAACUGGUUAGAGACAGAAGAGGAGAAGAAAAUAGAAUGUGAAGACGCUAGAAAACAGAGCGGAGAAGGUGAGAAGGAGACAGUGAGCAAGAAGAAGGAUCUGAGAUCGUUGAUGGAGGAGGAAGAGGAGGAGAAUGUGAAUAGGGUGGUGAUGGACUACGACACAAACUAUUACAAACUCUCUUCAGACAUAGCCAAGGAAACUUGGGUUGUAGGUGGAAUUCAAGAUUCUCUGUUUCGAAGUCGAAGCUGGAAUAAAUGAUCUUUGUUCUUCGAUCAUUGUUAAUCCCUUUGUAAAACUAAUACCUUUUUUUUUUACUUUCUUGUGAGUUAAGUUAUAAGUAAAAGCUUUUCUUAUAAUAAUAAAACAUCCAUGUGAAUAAA